UUUAUUACAGUCAAUUACGUCUUCACAUGGCUUAUAUGUAAUACUGUAGACAUACUUAUCUCUGUUGUUAUUUAUUUCAUAGUUUUCGAGUGUCACAUUCUCAUAGGAACACUCACCUGGCCGGCCAGUGUUUUAACAGGUUUGUCUAGCCAAACUGCUGUAUAACGUUAGAUGUUGUUCAAUCGGAUGCUUAAUUUUGAAUAAUUUAAAUCACAGUAAUGGUUUCUCUGAUAUUUAAAAAAUGUGUUUAUUGGAUUUAUGUCAUAGGAUAUUGUGUUAACCCAAACAAAUAUUGCUUCCCUUGCUACAGUGACCCAGCUAACGUUAGCUUAAUAGCACGAUUUGUUGUGACAGCCCUUCACGUUCCAAACGGCAGAAGUAUUGACCCAUAUAGAUUUAAAAUACAUACAACUUAUAUCUAUACUUUUACGAUUGCAUUCUUGCGGCAUUAUACGUUUAUACAUUUUCUGGAGAUUGAUAUAAACAUCCCCAAAGUGGACGAUACUGAAUGAUUGAAUUACCGUUAUUGCGCGAGAGGUAAGAAAUUAUCUUGUCUUUUUAAUAUUUAUUUAUCUCUUUAAACUUAAAAUGACAUAUAUUUUUCACUGUAUCCCAUAGGUCACACUUAUAAUAACUUUAAACUAUAAUUAAAUAAUAACUUAUUAUAUAAUCAUGUUUUGCAUGAAAAGCGUUAGCCUGGAAAGUGCGAGUGUGUGUCCAGUAGCAAAAAGGAUUUAACAACCCAGCUGUUGAUUGUUAGUGCAUGUCUGCAUUGCGCAUGCGUUUUCGCACAUAAUGCACUAGUGACUGAGUAAACUGCGCCACCUACAGAAAUACGCGUGCAGUAAAGUAAUGUAAAAUUGUUGAAAUUGCAUGGACUGUCUACCAAAAAGUUGCACUUUAAAAAUGGAUUUUGUACAUUAAAAUCGAUGAGAGUGAGAUGCAAUUAGCAUUCCUGUCCAUAUAUGUGGGCCUAAAUGCAAGAGAGAGUUUGGUGACAUUGCUAAAGAAAAUCAAGAAACAGGAACUUAAACACAAAUCUUAAUUCUUCCUUAGCUUUUUAAGAUUCUUAAUCAUUUCAGUUAUUUUCUCAUAGACCCAUUUUGUCAGGGAAGGGAUUUCAUGUCAAAUGUACUUGUAUAAUCCUGUACCAUAAUAAUACCAUAUUGUUGUGUUGUUGCUAAUCUCCCACUAGGAGGCAAUAUUGCAUAAAAAAGUCUGACAGUCAAGGAUGCAACGUUUAAUAUAUGCUCUACCCAUACUAUUAAUAGAGUAUGGACACAGCAAUUUUUUUUUUUCAAAUCAAUUACAAUAAUCUAUUUUUUAAUUAAAUGUAUUCUAUAAUGUCUACAAUAGUGGGUUGACUAUGUGCUUGUGAACAAAAAAAGUAGCGCAUUCAUAUGGGAAAUCAACAUCAAGGUGAAAUUUACGGGCACAUAUGGCUUCUUGUGCGUCAGUUCUUUACAUAAAGACCGACCAUUGCGGAAUCGCCAUCACUGCAGCACACUGGGUGUGGGCCAGGCACGUCCUUGAUGCCGUGUGACUCAUCACGCGCACUGUUUUAUUUAAGAUAUCUGAAGACGUGGGCCAUCAGACAUGACCCAAGUUUGUGAAUAGGCUGUUUAGCUAGGUGCUUGAUGUAUCAAUUAUUACAGACACGUGUAUAUUUGUUCGGUGACUAUGCUGGGCUCUUACGUUUGCAGAUCUCACUAUCACACAGCAAUGUUUGCAAAAGACAAAAACGAUGAAUACUCUUCGAAGCUACGACGUAGGCAAUACUACGGAGCCCGUCUGAUCACCCCUCGGAGAAAAAAAAACAAGACCCUCAAAUCGGUGGCCACACUUUUGUAAUUCGUUCCCUCAGUUUAAAAAUCCGUACUCACAGUUUCUAAAACUGUUCCCACAGUUUACAAAACCGUGCUCUCGGAUUAAUAAACUGUACCCACGAGUUUCCAAUCCGUGCUCUCGGUUUUUAUAACCGUCCCCUCAGUUUUUGAAAUCUACGGAGCCCCUCUAAUCACCCCUCGGAGAAAAAAAAACAAGACCCGCAAAUCCGUGGCCACAGUUUUGUAAUUCGUUCCCUCAGUUUAAAAAUCCGUACUCACAGAUUCUAAAACUGUUCCCACAGUUUACAAAACCGUGCUCUCGGAUUAAUAAACUGUACCAACGAGUUUCCAAUCCGUGCUCUCGGUUUUUAAAGGGGAGGUUGUUUGAUAGUUGAUACAGUUCUCUGAGGUCUUUAUAAAAGAGAUGUGACAUUUUUCGGUCAAAAUACUUCAAGGAUGAAGCACAACGCCACUAUUUUUACCUUGCAAAAACCGCAUUCUCAAGAAUGGCCGCUUCUGAGCGCUUCUUCCGUAUGAUGAUGAUGGGCACUUGAUAACCACACCCCCAACUUCACAGAGGUGUGUCCACGUCCGUACAUUCUACCAUACCAUAGAAACCGUAAGCGUAAAUCCUAAGCAAGAGAUGGCUGCUGGCGGAGACGAAGCGGUUCAACCUUAUAUGUUUGAGCCAAAGUCGGACACAGAAGAAGAGGCAUCCGAACAAGCUGUACAAGUUCGGAUUGGACAAGAUGUGUCUACAUGGCAGGAGAGUUCUACGCAGAGACAGAUGGACAAAUCUGAGUCCCGGGCACCUCCAGCAGCUGCUGCAGCUCCAAUCACAGCUCCCUCACAAGGAAAAGAGGUUGGAGGACAACAGAUGGCAACAAAGCCCUCCAUUGCACCAGAUUCUCCACCUCAGGUUCAACGUCCUGCCUGGGGAGUUUCUCUGCCUCCGGGUCAAUGCUCUUUCUGGGAAACUUUUCCUCCUCAGCAGAAGAGUUGUUUGCAGGGACAAAGGGACAAAUCUGAGUCCCAGGCACCUCCAGCAGCUGCUGCUGUUCCAAGAGCAGCUUCACCACAAAGUCAGGAGAGUGUUGGACAAGAGAAGUCCACAAAAGCUUCUCCACCUCAGCAGGAGAGCUCUACAAAAAAACAGGAUAAACCAGAUCCAGCCAAAAUGGAGUCCCGGGCACCACCAGCAACGGCUGCUGUUACAAAACCAUCUUCACCAGAAAGGCAGGAGAGUGUUGGACAAGAGACGGCCACAAAACCUGCAGUCGCACCAGCUGCUCCACCUCAGCAGGAGAGCUCUACGCAGAGACAGAGGGACGAAUCUGAGUCCCAGGCACCUCCAGCAGUUGCUGCUGCUCCAAGCUUCCCCACAACCAGAGCGUCCACAGAAGCUCCUGUCACGGCAGCUUCUCCGCCUCAGCUGGAGAGUUCUACAGAGACACUGGAUAUGAAAGUUCAGACAAAAUCUGAGUCCCAGGAACCUCCAGCAGCUGCUGCUGUUCCAGAAACAGCUCCAGGAGAUGUAGUGGACACAUCCAAGAUUUCGAAUAAGGCCAAAAGGAGGAUGAGGAAAAUGAGAAAUAUUUUAAAAAGGCAGGAGACUGCUGAACAAGAGACACAGAUGCAGGAAGUGAGUGAAACGCUGGAGACGGACACAUCUAUUGAACACCUGUGUGAGCUCCUGGAUGGACUGCAUCUGUCCUCUGAGCCUUCUGCCCCAGCCACACAAUCUCCUGUUCUUGAGCUUCAUCAUAUAGGGGCAAACUCCUCUGGCACAUUUAACAGAUUGAAGCCUCUUUGUCCAGCGACAUUUAUCUUCAAAUUCUCACCCACAUUUGAUUUUGGACCAACACAGGAGACUGACUCCCAGAUGAGUGGGCAAGAAGUGUCCACGGAGACCCCUGAGACAGAAGAGCCCAGAGAAACACCUUCUCCAUCUGAGGGUCAGGGUGCUGCCUUAGAGCCAGUGGAUCAUGUCGGAGAUGUGUCCAGUGCAUCUCCUAGAGCUUCUAAGGCGGUUAAGAAAACAAAAAGGAGGAUGACAAAAACUAAAAAAACAGAUUUACAACAGAGGCAAGAAGUGACUGACCCACGGGAGACAGACAAUGUUGAACACUUAUGUGAGCUGCUGGACGGUUACAUCUUCCUUCAAAGCCCUUUGCCACAGCCACACCAUCUCCCGUUCCUGAGCUUCAUAGAGUGACCCCAUUUAACAGCAUGAGGCCUCUACAGCCAGCAACAUUUAUUUUUAAAUCAUUAUCCUCAUCUGAAAUGGAAAAUCUAUGUCAGUGUCUGGAUGACUUGCAUCUGUCUCCCAAGCCCCCUGCCCAGGCCACACCAUCUUCUGUUCCUGAGCUUCAUCAUUUGGUGGCAAAAUCCUCUGGCCCAUUUAACAGACAAAGUCCUCUACAACCAGCCACAUUUAUUUAUGAGUCAUCCAUAUCUGGAGAAAUGGAACAUCUUUGUCAGCGUUUGGGUGACUUGCAUCUGUUUCCCAAAGCCCCCUGCCCGGGCCACACCAUCUUCGGUUCCAGAGCCUCAUCAUUUGGUGGCGAAAUCCUCUGGACCAUUUGACAGACAAAGGCCUCUACAACCAGCCACUUUUUUAUGAGUCACCCAUAUCUGAAAUGGAACAUCUUUGUCAGCGUUUGGAUGACUUGCAUCUGUCUCCCAAGCAUCCUGCCCCAGCUACACUAUCUUCUGUUCCUGAGCUUCAUCAUGUAGUGGCGAACUCCUCUGGCCUAUUUAACAGCUUGAAGCCUCUUCAUCCAGCGACAUUUAUCUUUGAAUUAUCACCCACAUUUGGUUUUGGACAAAAGCAGAAGAGUGGGCAAGAAAAGUCAGAGGAGCCUCCUGUGGCAGCAGACCCCAGAGCAACACCACCUUCAGCAUUUCAGCAGAGUCAGAAGACAGGCGGCAGACUGAGAUUUUACAAUUUAUGCACUCUGCUGUAAAGACAACAAGACUACAUCUGACAUCUUCAGCUCACUAGUACAGUGAUUGGCGGUUUGUUUGUAUCCCUGCACUUGCACUUCGUUUUAAUAUUAGUGUAUUUUAUUAUUGUUACUUAUCACUGUAGUUGCUAACUUAUCCUGAUAUCUCAAUAACCCUGUUCCUGUUAUUUACUUGGAAGAGUCUAAACCAAAUGUGAUAGUUAACUUAACGCCGUUAACAUAGCAUUAGUGUGUUAGCUUGCUUUCUGUUUACACUGUGGAAUAUCAUCUUGCCUCUAGCUUGUCUUGUGUGCUAACUGUUUCUCUUUUUAAGCGUAUAUACUAUGAUUCAUCGAGUAACCUUGGUAAGUCGGAAUUUCUCUUCAAACCCGGUGAGUUAUGGCUUCUAUUCCUAUUAUUGUUACUUGCACCUCAUGUCAUAUGUUUAGCUUAGCCUUCUCUGUCAGCUGCGAGGGCUUUAUAUGCGAUAACUGCAGGGAAAUCGUCUUGGUUACGGAUGUAACCUCAGUUCCCUGAUGGAGGGAACGAGACGUUGUGUCGAGCCGACAGAUGGGGUUCGCUCUUGAGAACCUAUCAACUUCUGACUAGUUUAGAAAAGGCCAAUGAAAUUGCCGAAUGAAAUUUGCAUGCCGGACUCCGCCCCCGGAUAUCCGGGUAUAAAAGGGAGACGGCGUGCUGCAUUCAUUCACCUUUUUGGUCUGAGGAGCCUGAGCAUCCCUCGACCGCUGCGGCGGGCGGCCAGCGUUGUGGCAAGAAGGACACGUCUCGUUCCCUACAUCAGGGAACUGAGGUUACAUCCGUAACCAAGACGUUCCCUUUCUGUCGGUCUCGACGUUGUGUCGAGCCGACAGAUGGGGUUCCUAUGGAAAACACCACAGUGCUGUGCCACGUCACAAUCUCUAGCGGAGCGAUGCUGACUGGCCUGGGCGAGUCAGACGUGAGUGCUAGCGCGAAAUUGUAACCUUCCUGUGGAGAAGUAGGGGGUCCCAGAGCUUUUGAAGAAAAGGUGGGAAGCCCCUGCCACCGGCCGUCACGGGCGGAGGCCUUGAUUCUCUAACAGCGAGAAGCCGUCCGGCACCGUAAGGGCCACUGGGUAGCAUUAUUCCCCCCUGGGGGAAAAACGCUACAGAGACCACUACCUACCAUAGGGAGGAAUUAGUGGAGACACCACAUGGUCUCACCAUCAGGGGAGAACUCAUGGGAAAAUGUGCGGACUGAAGCAGUUAACCGCAAGGUGGAGGUCCACCUAGGGAGGUCAUGGGUUGCCGAGGUGGGAACCAUUCAUGAGGAUACAUCAGACGGAACC
Triplophysa rosa is the source of this 6098-nucleotide messenger RNA. RefSeq names its product fibrous sheath CABYR-binding protein-like. Lineage: Eukaryota; Metazoa; Chordata; Actinopteri; Cypriniformes; Nemacheilidae. The coding region runs from base 2470 to 4041 and encodes 523 amino acids. The transcript has 27 exons. The record is from RefSeq and is a predicted model, not a curated record.